Molecule: messenger RNA, 1043 nt
Organism: Perca fluviatilis (European perch)
Lineage: Eukaryota; Metazoa; Chordata; Actinopteri; Perciformes; Percidae
Product: H-2 class II histocompatibility antigen, I-E beta chain-like
Exons: 6
Biological process (GO): immune response; antigen processing and presentation of exogenous peptide antigen via MHC class II; immunoglobulin production involved in immunoglobulin-mediated immune response
Cellular component (GO): MHC class II protein complex; membrane
Molecular function (GO): MHC class II protein complex binding
Source: RefSeq, a predicted model, not a curated record
UCAAUACUACACACUUUAUACUGUUUAUACUUCAUCAGCCUCUACACAGCAGAUGGAUUUCGGAUUUAUGAGCUGGACCGUUGUGAGUUUAACUCGUCUGAUCUGAAGGACAUCGAGUUCAUCAGGUCUGAAUAUUUCAACAAGGUGGAGCUCGCCAGGUUCAGCAGCAGUUUGGGGAAGUUUGUUGGAUACACUGAGGACGGUCUGAAACACUCUAAUUACUGGAACAAAGAUAAUUCAUUACUGGCUGGGCUGAGAGCGCUGAAGGAGACUUACUGCAAACAGCACGUUGAUAAUGCCUACCAGGCUGCUCUGACUAAAUCAGCUGAGCCGUAUGUCAGACUGAGCUCUACGGAGCCCUCUGGUGGUAAACAUUCAGCCAUGUUGGUCUGCAGCGUCUACGACUUCUACCCCAAACACAUCAGAGUCAAGUGGACCAGAGACGGACAGGAAGUCACCUCUGAUGUCACUUCCACUGAUGAGCUGGCAGACGGUGAUUGGUACUACCAGAUCCACUCUCACCUGGAGUACACGCCCAGGUCUGGAGAGAAGAUCUCCUGUAUGGUGGAACACGCCAGCCUGAAAGAACCUCUGAUUACUCACUGGGACCCGUCCAUACCUGAGUCUGAGAGGAACAAGAUUGCCAUCGGAGCCUCAGGACUGAUCCUGGGUCUGGUCUUAUCUCUGGCUGGAUUCAUCUACUACAGGAGGAAGGCCCAAGGACAGAUUCUGGUUCCCACUAGCUGAUUCUGGACCUGGUUCUGGUCCUGUAGCUGUUUGUCAGAUGGAAUAAAAAGCAGCAGCUGCUUCAACCUGCUUCGUGUGUUUCAGCUCAGCAGACUGUCGGUCCUGGACCAUCUUCUGGACCGACUCAACUCCUGAUUCUCUGAUGAUCUGGACUCUGAUACACAGCUGGUCUGAACCUGAUCCAGGACUGUGGUGUUAGUCUGACGGUCCUGGACCAGGUCUGAACCUCAUCAGAAAACUCUCUGAAACACUGUGGAUUUAUUGACCAGAUAAUAAACUGGAAGUAUCUAUAAAGA